GACACCGGGAGGACCUGGGGGAAAUCGUCGGGACAUGGAGCGGGAACGGCCCCACGGCCAGAAGAGGGGGCAGCAGAGCCCCCCUCCCCCCUCCCGCACAAUCACCAUCAAAGGGACAAAACCCACGCUGGGACCCCUCUGCAGCCCCCCCAUGUCUGUCCCGGUGACCUCGGGCAGGUGCCCACCCCACACCCGAAAGCCAUCUCUCUGUGGGGCAGUGCGGUGCCGCUGAGGCUGUGCCAUGGAAUCGCACGUGUGGCACUGCAGGGUCACACACACAGCACGGCACACGUGUGUGUUUGGGACGUGCGUGCAGCUCUGUGCCCCCACGGUGCCCCCUUUCCACCCCCCCACUGCCCCGGGUAAGGUUACACAUCCCUUGGUGGGCAUCAAUAAUUCAGCAGCAUCGCUCGCUCUGCUCAUCCCCAUCCGUGCCCAAGCACAGCAGGGGUCCCACUGAGCCUGGGGGUCCCAGUGUGGAUGAAGCAGAGUUGGGGUGGUCCCAGAGAAUCAUCCCAUCCCCAGCUGAAGCUGCUUCCCUGGUGCCAUCCUGGCUCUGCAGCUGCGUUGGCACUGACAAUGGCACACUUGUGCGAGGCCCCGCGCCGCCUCCAGGGCAGUCCCUGUGUGUGGGGUGGGCAAGCAGUGCCCCCAUAUAGGAUCUGCCCCUCCACCCCUUCUGGCUGUCAGCCCGGCGCCGUCCUGCAUCCACAGUGCUGCCUUUCAGCAUGUUGGCAGCAUGGGAGAUGAGUUUGUUGGGUCUCAGCCGGGCUGCUGGGGGGGACCUGCUGGGCUCUGGGGUGGAGAUCACGGAGCUGGGUGCAUCCAGGGGGUUGGGACGGGGCCUGGUGCGAUUCCCAGUGCGUGUCCUGGUGCAGGUAGCAGUGCAGGUCCUGAUGGGGGUCCUGGUGUACGUCCCAGUGUUUGUCCCAGUGUACAUCCUGGUGCAGGUCUUGGUGCAUGUCCCAGUGCAUGUCCAGGUGCAUGGCUGGCAUUUCCUGUUUUUUGGGGCCCAGCACUGCCUGCUGUGCGCAGGAUUUCCUGUGCCCCAAGACCUUCCCUGCCCUGGGGCAAAACGGCAGCAGUGACGUCCCUGCUCAGUUGCAGGAGGGGAAACUGAGGCACGGAGGUGGCUGGGAGCUGACAGCGGGCAGUGGCACCCGCUGGCUCCAUGGGACCUCAUCCUGCCCCACAGCCGGGCUGGGAUGUGUGGGGUCCCCGUGCACCCCAAUGGGGAUGCUGAGCAGGGGGACGCCAAUCCCCCCCUGUCACGGCCACCCCAGAGCAGGACAGGCGCUGUGUCCCAGCUGGGGGGGGGGGACAAAGGGACCCUGGGGACCGUCCCCAUCCUUACGCAUCGCCGCCGCACGGGGCCUCCCCACGUUUCCAUGGAGACCGGCUGCUUUUUCGCUCCCCCCAUUUUUGCUGCCGUUUCCCGGCGCUGCGGUCGCAUUGGAUCCCGGCGCCGCUGUGGGGCUGCGGGCAGAGACAAGCUUUUUGGGAAGCGGCUGCUCCAAGCCGGGCGCUACAUCAUGUCCCACAAAGCCUGGAUGAAGACGGUGCCCACCGAGAACUGCGAUGUGCUCAUGACCUUCCCAGACACCACGGACGACCACACGCUGCUCUGGCUGCUGAACCACAUCCGCCUCGGCAUCCCCGAGCUCAUCGUGCAGGUGCGGCACCACAAGCACACCCGCGCCUACGCCUUCUUCGUCACAGCCACCUACGAGAGUUUGCUGCGUGGGGCCGAUGAGAUCGGGCUGCGGAAACCGGUGAAGGCCGAGUUUGGGGGCGGCAUGAGGAGCUUCUCCUGCGAGGAGGAUUACAUCUAUGAGAACAUCGAGAAUGAGCUUUACUUCUUCACCUCUCAGGAACGGCAAAACAUCAUCAGGUAUUGGCUGGAGAACCUGCGGGCCAAGCAGGGCGAAGCGCUGCACAACAUCCACUUCCUGGAGGGACAGCCCAUCAUCCCAGAGCUGGCGGCCCGCGGCGUCAUCCAGCAGGUCUUCCCACUGCACGAGCAGAGGAUCCUCAAACGGCUGAUGAAGUCGUGGGUGCAGGCGAUCUGCGAGGCGCAGCCACUCGAUGAGAUCUGUGACUACUUCGGGGUGAAGAUUGCCAUGUACUUCGCCUGGCUCGGCUUCUACACCUCGGCCAUGGUGUACCCUGCUGUGUUUGGCUCCAUCCUCUACACUUUCACCGAGAGCGACCAGACCAGCCAGGACAUCUGCUGUGUGGUGUUUGCCAUCUUCAACGUUGUCUGGGCCACGCUCUUCCUGGAGGAGUGGAAGCGCCGCGGGGCAGAGUUUGCCUACAAGUGGGGGACGCUGGACACCCCAGCAGAGUCCAUCGAGGAGCCCAGGCCCCAAUUCAGAGGGGUGAAGAGGAUCAGCCCUGUGACCAGCGCCGAGGAGUUCUACUACCCGCCCUGGAAGCGGCUGCUGUUCCAGUGCCUGGUCAGCCUGCCUGUCUGCCUCGCCUGCCUCUCCUUCGUCUUCCUCAUCAUGCUGGGCUGCUUCCAGCUUCAGGAGCUCGUGCUGAGCAUCAAGGAGCUGCCCCGCAUCCUCCGCUUCCUGCCCAAAAUCGUGCUGGCCGUCAUUGUCACGACCUGCGACGAGGUUUACAAGAAGAUUGCCUACUGGCUGAAUGAUAUGGAAAACUACCGCCUGCAGAGUGCCUACGAGAAACACCUCAUCAUCAAAAUCGUCCUGUUUCAGUUUGUAAAUUCAUACCUAAGUCUUUUCUACAUUGGUUUCUACCUCAAAGACAUGGAACGGCUGAAGGAGCUCCUGCUCAUCUUCUCUCUGUCCCAAAGCCUCGUGCGCCAGCUCAAAGAGGCGCUCCUCCCCUUCAUCCUCCUCCACCUCCACCUCUCCCUCAUCUUCCUUAAGGGCCUCCUGGGCUUUUGCUGGAGACUGGGAGUAUCCAAAAUGCUGGCCACGCUGCUCAUCACACGGCAGUUCCUGCAGAACGUCAAGGAGGUGUCGCAGCCCCACCUGUACCGCCGCCUGCGCCGGGGGGAGCUCAGCCUGCGCAACCUCCGUGAGCUGUCCCACACCAUCCUUCGCCUGCUCGCCCAACCCCGCGCACCCCCGGCUGCCGGAGCCGCACACGAGGGGCCGCGGGGGGAGAAGAAGUGUCUGAAUGGGGGUUGUGGGGUGCCCGAGGAGGAGGAGGAGGAGGAAGAGCGUCGGGAGUCAGAUUCGGAGGAUGAGAGCGCGCUGGACUGUGGGCUGAAGCUGAAGAAGGUGAGCUUCAUCGAGAAGGCGGAGCGGCGCGGCACCGAGCCCUGCGGCACCGAGGAGGAGAGCUUCCUGGAGGAGGGCAGCCCCACCAUGGUGGAGAAGGGCAUGGACCCCGCCUCCGUCUUCGAGCUGGCUGAUGAUGAGGAGGAUGCUGAAGGCCCCUCGGGCAGCCCGGCCAAAGCAGCCGUGCCGGCCACAGGCCCACGGGUCACGAGGAGGAGGAGGGAGGAAGAUGAGGGUGAGGAGGAAGGGCGCAGGCAGAACCGGGCGUCAUGGAUCGAUCCGCCCGAGGAGGACUACUCGACACAGCUGACGCAGGCAGAGGUGGAGAGCUGCAUGAAGAAGUACGAGGACACCUUCCAGGACUACCAGGAGAUGUUCAUCCAGUUUGGCUACGUGGUGCUCUUCUCCUCUGCCUUCCCGUUGGCCGCCAUGUGCGCGCUGGUCAACAACAUCAUUGAGAUUCGCAGCGAUGCCUUCAAACUGUGCACGGGGCUGCAGCGACCCUUUGGGCAGCGGGUGGAGAGCAUCGGGCAGUGGCAGAAGGUGAUGGAGGCCAUGGGCGUGCUGGCCAUCGUGGUCAACUGCUACCUGAUCGCGCAGUGUGGGCAGCUGCAGCGGCUCUUCCCUUGGCUCAGCCCCGAGGGAGCCAUCAUCUCGGUGGUGGUGCUGGAGCACUUCGCCCUGCUGCUGAAGUAUGUCAUCCAAGUGGCCAUCCCUGACAUCCCCGCGUGGGUGGCUGAGGAGAUGGCCAAGCUGGAGUACCAGCGCCGCGAGGCCUUCAAGCACGAGCGCCAGGCCCAGCACCACUUCCAGCAGCAGCAGCGGCGCAAGCGGGAGGAGGAGGAGCGGCAGCGGCACGCCGAGUACCAGGCGCGCAAGGAGCGCGAGGCCAACCGCGACGAGGCCAAGGCCGAGGCAGCCGGGCAGGACCCGGCCCACGAUAAGAGCCAGAGCAAAGGGAAGGGCUCCGGGGGGUCCUCUGCGCACGGCUCCGACAAGCCCAAGCGGCCCAGCUCGCUGCUGGCCACCAAUAACGUCAUGAAGCUGAAGCAGAUCAUCCCUCUGCAGGGCAAAUUCCUCUCCGGGGGGACCGGGGCAGGCAGCACAGCCGCCAGGUCCCCCCAGUCCCCCACCAGCAGCGAUAACAAACUCCCCGGCUUCCUCAGCUUCAAGUUCCUGAAAUCCCCCGAAACCAAGAGGGACGCGGCCACCGAAAAGGUGCAGUCGCCCACCAAGCCAUUCAACCCCGGCAAGCUCUUCAACUUCGGCAAGUCCGAAGGGACCGGCGGCAAUGGGGCCACCGCCUCCCCCCAGCCCCGUGCUGGCCCCUCUGCAGAUGGGGGUGAGCGGCCGGGCCCCAGCAAGUCCCACCUCAAUGGGGCUCCAGAGGAUGGAGCCCGCGAGGAGCCGGAGCCACGAGCAGAGGAGGAGAGCGGGGGUUACAGACUCUGAGCCAGGCACGCCGGCCCCAUCCCGGCCCCUCCAUCGCAGCCCCUCUGCUGGGACCCCAUCACAACCCCGUGGAGGCCCGGCGGUGCCCUCGGAUGGAGCAUCCCGUCCUGCACCACCAACGGGCAAUGCUCCGUGCCCGCCAUCUCCAGGAGGUCAUCCAAGGAGGAUUCGGUGUCCCCAGACCCACAGAGCUCCAAGGGGCGCAGCUUGGGGCCACAGCUCCACUCCAGAGGGACAGACGGCAGUGAGGAGCCCCGUUCACCCGUGCCUACAGCCACGGCUGCGUCCCGCUGCACCACGGGGCAGUGAGCUGCCCAGAAACGGCCGGGAGGGAGGGGGUGAGCAGCAAGCGCCGGCUGCUGCGCCCCCAAGGCACGGGGAGCAUUUCUUGCACUAAAACCCAAACAAAACCCAAUGCGAGCGACUCUGCCAUUUUUCAUGCAAUGGCUGCAGGCGGCGGAGAUGAGAGCUGGGAGCACCCAGGACCUGCAACGCUCCCUCACCCUCUCUGCUUUCCUAUUUCGUGGAAUUACUUUGCAAUAAGGCACUCGCACAUGGACGCACGCUGGAGCCUGGCAGGAAGAUGGGGUGGGAGGGUGGGGGCACAUGAUGGGGGGAUGGGAGCAGCUUUGCUUCUGGCGAGCUGGAGGAUUCGCUGGGUGUAGUGUUAGUGCUUUGGCAGCCCCCAGCCCAGAGGGGAAGGGGCUGCCCAUGGCUCUGCUGGGUGCUGCUUCGCUUAAGGGCAUAGGAAAGGGCAGCUCCUUGCCCUCAGCCCUGCUCAACGCCCCCACCGAGCCACCCACCAUCUCCAAAGCAAACAGGGGGAAAGGAGGGCUAUGGGGCAGCCGCCCCAUCACUGUGCCUGGCCCAAGGCCUGGGCUGCAGAAACGUCAGGUUGUUCCCCCCCCCCAUCUCCCCUCAACACGGUGUGUUUCUUCCUUUCAUCUCUGAAUCAAGCCAUCAAUACAGCAAUAAGGCUGGGGCAGCACCGAGGCUCUGCGCUCUGCUCACUGCGCAGCAUGGCCAGGGCUGUGCCGCACCGCUGUGCUCCCCGUGCCAAGCCCCGAGAGGCACAGAGAGCAGAGCAGCCCCCCACCACCACACAGAACCAGGCACCACGUUACCUCCCCCCUCCCUGCUGCCCCCACAGAGGAUUUCCGGGGUGAGAGCAGGGGAGAAGGGGAACAGGCAAACAGGGUGCAGGACGGGCAGCAGCGCUUGGCAGGGCAGCACCCAGAGCACAGAGCUGGGGUACCGGUGACCCCACUGCUGCUGUGCCCUGGAUGUCAGGGGGUGCAGAGCCCCCCCACCCCCCAAUUUCCCCACUCACCAUUUCGUUUGCUCUGCUUCCUCCCAGCUUGGGCUCACCAGGCCAGCUCUCGCUCAGCUCUCAGUUAAAACGCGCUGCUCUUAAACUGAGUUUUGUUUGCCCCGUUUCCCUCGUGGCAGUAACAGUCCUGGCACGACCCAUUCCUGCUCCGUUCAGCAGAGGACAGGGCCCCGCAUCCAGGGCACUUCUCAACGUUUCUCUAUACAAAACACUUCUUCAGCAGCCGCCUGUCUGCUAUCUGACUUCUGGGCAGUUACUGUACAAAGGAGGGAACUGUUUCUUUGUUUUUUCCCCUUGCUGCGUGCUACUUCUUUGGCAACUGAAAGAAAUGAAGGGGGGGUUAUUUAUUUCUUUUUAAUUUAUUGUCAUAUUUUUGUAAAACCUGCAGAAAUGCAAUAAAAGUAUAUUUCAACAAA
Messenger RNA from Lagopus muta (rock ptarmigan), 6446 nucleotides. RefSeq names its product anoctamin 8 (gene ANO8). Lineage: Eukaryota; Metazoa; Chordata; Aves; Galliformes; Phasianidae. Gene Ontology annotation, biological process: chloride transmembrane transport. The record is from RefSeq and is a predicted model, not a curated record. Gene Ontology annotation, cellular component: plasma membrane. Gene Ontology annotation, molecular function: chloride channel activity. Bases 1206 to 4700 code for a protein of 1164 amino acids. The transcript is spliced from 18 exons.